This is a messenger RNA of Eleginops maclovinus (Patagonian blennie), 2165 nucleotides long. RefSeq names its product ankyrin repeat domain-containing protein 61-like. The transcript has 5 exons. Gene Ontology annotation, molecular function: protein binding. The record is from RefSeq and is a predicted model, not a curated record. NCBI's taxonomy places the organism in Eukaryota, Metazoa, Chordata, Actinopteri, Perciformes, Eleginopidae.
AUGGACGCCAUGUCAAAAAAGUAUGGGAGACGCUUUCUCACGAGAGUCUGUCCUGUUUUGUCUCGUCUUGCCUCAGGGUCUAACUACUCUUCCCCUUCACCUGGCUGCCACUUACAGGAGAGUAAAGAGCAUGCAGACUCUGCUGACAGCAGGAGCCGACCCUGAAAUAAGGUCUGCACACACAUACCUAGCCAAGAAGUAGUGCUAGAGUAUUAUGGGGACCAGCUCGGUCAGACUACUCUGCAUUUAGUGAUAGCCAGCUGGCCGAGCAUCAGCCCAAAACCAGGCUCCAAGUACCAGACUACUGUGGCCGGAGUGAGGAGGCAGGCAGAGGCCUGUCUGCAGCUCCUCUGUGAGCACGGGGUCAACGUCAAUGCAAAGGUGGAAAAUGAUGGGAGUCAGCAGACAGCCCUCCACCUGUCUGUCCGCUACAUGGCUCUAUCUGCUGUUCACGUCCUGUCCUGCUGUGGAGCUGAUGUGAAUGCUGUGGACAGCAAUGGGAUGACGGCUCUACAUAUAGCAGCUGGAAUCCUCCAUAAGGACAUCAUGGUCAGCUUGAUCAAGGAGGGAGCAGAUAACAUGGGGGUGAAGCACACUGGGAACACUCCUCUGCACAUGGCUGUCGUAGCGUUGGCUAUGAAAACCAUGCGAGACGACACCAGCUGCCUCACUGAGCUACUGGAGCAGGGGGCCGAGGUCAACGUCUUGAACAACGCCGGGAUGACGCCUUUACAUUUGGUGUGCAGCAUGGCCAAAAAAGAGCUGGUGGACCUGCUGCUCAGGUAUGGAGCUAACAUCAACAAGCUGAACAGAGCCGGGGAGAAUGGUCUGUUCCUGUUCCUGAACCACAGGCUGAAUGUGAGGAACCACUCUCUACUGGUGAAACUCCUCAGCCUGACCUCACCAAACACGAUCUUCAAUCACAACGGCGACCUACCCUUCACCUUGACUCUACCGUGCUUCUUCAAACAGAGAGACCAGCUACUGAAACUCAACAAGCAGUCACGGAGGCUUCAGGAUAUCUGCAAGAAGGACAUUUAUCUAAAACAUGUCCAAGGCACGAGAGAAGAGCUGAGAAAAGUCCUGCCUGAGAAGCUUUAUGACUUUGUUUUCAACUACUGGGAGGAUUCACACAUUUCCUUUGAGACAGACGGUGACCAGGACUCCUCUCAUGACUUGUUUCACAUUGCUCCAAAUUGACACGUGCAAGCAAAUCUUGCAUUGAGCCACAGAUAUACCUCACACAUGUGCUAAUGUAAAAAAAAAGCACCUUACCUUCAGAUCUCUGUGCAUGAUUCCUCUGGAGUGAAUGUACUCCACUCCUUCAAGUAUCUUCCUCAGCAGGCUGAGUGUGUGUUCAGUGUCAACACAUCCAUAAGGACCUGGAAAUACAAAGCAAUGCAAUACAUUGUAUUUGCUUAUAUUUGUGAUAAUCUGUAAUGUAUAAUAACACGGUUUUCUUAAGUGUGUUUACAUCUCGGGGUUUGUUCUUCUUUUGGCUUGGUGUUCCUCUCAGAGAUCCAGUCCUUCAGCGAGCGCUCGCAAAGCUGCAUCUGGAUGUAGAGCAUGAGGUGGAACUGGACCUGCAGAUAGAAACACGACAGAAAACUUAACAUUGCUUUGCUUUUAAAAUGCAAGUCCAUUCUUCUUCCUUUUGUACCUUUUUAUCUGUACAUUGCUGCUGUGACUCUGUAAAUGUGUGACGAAUAAAGGCUUCUGAUUUUGACUCCUCUGACCCCUGAAAGCCUUGUUCAGCACCCACCUCUUUAGAAGGCUUUGUGGUGCGAUGCUCAGCCCACUCCUGGAACUCGUUGUCGAUGCAGGAGUUGUUGUUCAGCUCGAUGCUGUUCCUGCUGGACCCGUCCUCUAACAGCGCUGAGCUGCUCAUGGCGGGACAUUUGGAGCUCUUCGGGGGUCCUCGCUGUCCCAGGAACACACAGGGGACGUAGUUAUUGGGAAUCCGCCGCAUCAUUUUGGGACAAACCACCUGGCCAUUCUCUGCUGUUGGGACUAAAGCUGUGACGGGCUCCGUCUCUCUUGGUGGAUCAUUCCCUUCUGAAUCUGUAGCUGCUUGACUCUGGCUUUGGAAAACUAUUGAUGAAGAGUGGCUGCUGCUGUCAGAGCUCACAACAGAGCUGUGAAGGAAAGAGGCGAGAUAGAUUGAG